UACUGGGACAUAUAAUUCUAAUCAGAGUGCCCGAGUUCCGCUAUCCGGUCUCUGAAAAUCCCCAAAAUGAUUUCGUUGGUAGUGAUCAGUGGGAUUCUUUAUUUCAGUUUUUUUUUAAUAAUUGUCAUUUUUGCAUUAGAUAGGUAUACUCGCAUUCGCGAUCCGUGCGCUCAACGAUAUUUGACAUGGCAUGUUUAUGAAGCUUGUAAUAUUUAUAUUAUUUGAGCAUGCCUGUGAUUGCAUUUUCAGUGCUACAAUAGACGUAUUCGAACUUGGCUACAUGCGUACAAUCCGUGCCGCGCUGAACACGAUUGCACAGUGGCCCAACGCAACAUUUGGCAAGCCAGGCAAGUCCGACCUGCGCGUGCGCUGCCUAGAGGCGUACAAAUACGUCAUCGUCGCGGCGCAGAUCCUCGCCCACAUACCUGUGCUGCUUUAUCUGAAGAAAUAUUUCAGUACCAUCAGUUUUAUUGACCAAGGGCAGAUUUAUUGCAAUAUAUUCUUGACAGCUAUAUUCCUCCAAAGAGCGUCGCUACCAUUUCAGAAGAAAUAUCGAAAUACCGUAAAAAAGUUUUGUUUAGAGUUUCAUUUAAACCAUUAUAACUAUAAAAGUGACUUUGCCACAAAGGAAACCAAUAGAGUCAAUACACUAUGCAAGAACGUCAGCCGGAUAAGUCUGUGUCAACUGUUCUCUGGGAUACUUGCAUACAACGUCGUGCCCCUCACUAUAAAUAUAUAUUCUGGAAUGUUCUCUACACCCAUGCCAGAGAAUAAAACAUUUGUUCACUCCGUUGACUACCUAUUACCAUUCGAUGCUUACACCGACGCAAAGGGAUAUUUACUCAUAUUUUGCUUUAACUGGUUCCCUUCUUACAAUAUACCCACGGCAAUGAUAUGCUACGAUCUCUUGAUUUUCACAAUGGUCUUUCAUAUUUGGGGACACCUGAACAUACUUUUGCAUGACAUAAAAACUUUUCCAAGACCGAAAGUAGCGUGUUCUGAAGAGUCAAAGCUGAAUACAAUACUAAUAGAUAACAGAGAAAUAAAUCGUGCAUUAAAAGAUAUAAUUGAUCACCACACAGUUAUUAAGAAAUUCAUGACAGAAGUGUCCGAAACGUUCGAUGUGACAUUAUGCAGCUAUCUCGCUUUCCACCAAGUGAUGUGCUGCCUGAUGUUGUUGGAGUGUUCUUCUAUGGAACCUAAAGCACUCGGAAAAUAUGGAAUACUGGGCUCGGUUAUUUUCCAACAACUAAUUCAAACUUCGGUGGUAUUUGAAUUAAUUCACUCAAAGAGCGAAACUCUCGGAGAUCACUUAUACUCGAUACCUUGGGAAGACAUGGACACAGAUAAUAAGAAACUGUUCGUCAUGUUUCUGAACUACGUGCAGAAGCCGUUUGGUAUGAAGGCCUGUGGGAUGGUGCCUAUUGGAGUGCUCACUAUGUCUGCGAUUUUACGGACAUCCGUUUCUUAUUUCAUAAUGUUACGUACACUGAACAACGAAGAAAAGUAAAAAGAUUUCGUAAAAUGUUGAAGACCGCUUCUUCUUCGUAUUCAGCAUUUCACUAUAUUCGACCGAUUUAACCAUGGUUUAAAUAAAUGAAUGGAUUGGAAAAAAAAAACAAAUCUGGAUUUUCCUGGAUUCUUUUCCGUUUUCUUUUUACUCGUUCAAUUUCACGACUACUUAUCGAAUAGUUUUUAUUGUUAGGUCAGGUUAGGUAGUCUAUCAGAAUAGUCUGAUACGACGGGCCUCAAGGGCAACGCUGGCGUAUUGAAGCCUACA
Messenger RNA from Leguminivora glycinivorella, 1780 nucleotides. RefSeq lists its product as uncharacterized. Gene Ontology annotation, cellular component: plasma membrane. Gene Ontology annotation, molecular function: olfactory receptor activity; odorant binding. The record is from RefSeq and is a predicted model, not a curated record. The transcript is spliced from 7 exons. Lineage: Eukaryota; Metazoa; Arthropoda; Insecta; Lepidoptera; Tortricidae. The coding region runs from base 191 to 1510 and encodes 439 amino acids. Gene Ontology annotation, biological process: detection of chemical stimulus involved in sensory perception of smell; sensory perception of smell.